This is a messenger RNA of Vigna radiata var. radiata (mung bean), 576 nucleotides long. RefSeq lists its product as uncharacterized. The record is from RefSeq and is a predicted model, not a curated record. NCBI's taxonomy places the organism in Eukaryota, Viridiplantae, Streptophyta, Magnoliopsida, Fabales, Fabaceae. The coding region runs from base 1 to 576 and encodes 191 amino acids. The transcript is spliced from 2 exons.
AUGACACCUAUACUUCCACCUCCUCCACCUCCUCAAAAUGAACCCUCUAAGUCCAACGCAAGAUUGGAAGCUGUGCUUGAGGCUCUUCAGCAGCAGAAUACUGCUCUUGUGCAACAAAAUACUGUUGCCCUCCAAAACCUAGAAGUUGCUAGAAUAGCCGCUGAAAAUGCCAGGAUAUCAGCCGAGAAUGCUAGAAUGGAGUCUGAUCACACCCAGAGGUUCAACGGCAAAUGCAGCCCAGAUGAAGUCGACCAUUGGUUCCAAGACAUGGAACGUAUUUUUGAGGCAAAGGGGUGUCCAGAUGAUAGGAAGCUGGCCUAUACUCAAUAUCUCCUGACAGGAGAAGCUGGCCAUUGGUGGAACAGCAUGAGAGCCAUCCUUGAGAGACGUGGAACUCCUAUUACUUGGGAGUUAUUCAAGACCAAAUGCUACACAGAAUACUUCCCUGAUAGUGUCCGCUUUGCAAAAGAAGUGGAGUUUCUUGAGCUAACACAAGGAAACAGGUCGGUGACUGAAUAUGUCGACCGUUUUAAACACCUUCUUCGCUUCAGCACGGUGCAAGUGAAUGAAGAUUAG